ACAUUAUUCAUUUAGUAUUUUGAAGGACUUACUAAGACUUGUAUUUACAGCUUUGCUGUAGCUGAAAUAUGAAUAAUUUUAGUACACUUCAGUUCUGAAGAAAUGGGAGGAGACGCAUCAAGAGAAGAAACAAAGAAAGAAAGCGACGAUGAAAACGUAGAGAGGACACCACAAUUUCAAAUUCUAGAUACUUUGUACAAGGUUCUCUAUAAAAAGAAGACUGAUAAUGGGACUGUUCUUUUAAACAGGGAAACGGUAAAAUAUUUCGAAACCUUAUAUCGGGAAAUGCACUGGAAGCAGGAUGCACAUGCAUAUGAUUCCAAUGAAAAAAUAACUCCACGACUUGAGACAGAGGUACAUAAAAACAACAAAAGAUCUCGCAAGUCUAUUGAAGUGGAACUAUAUGAUCCUACACCUUCAGAAGCAACCGAAGCCUUCAUAUCUGCCUUUAAAAAAGAAUUUUGUAAUGAUGGCACCUCUGUUAGGAAAACAACAAAUAUCUCUGACAGCAAAACACCAGUUCUUUUGAUUUGCAAUAUAUCAUCUCGUUUAGAGGCUGACAUCAACAGAGUGCUGAAGUCAGUCAAGGAAACGGAUUUUGACCGUAUUGUGUUAAUUACGCUGCACGUUAAAGAUAAGCAUGCUUUGCCACAAGAAGAAACAAAGCUUAAGAUAGGUAUGCAAGAAAGAUACUGUUACUUUAAAAGUAUUGUUGAUAUUGCUUUUACACAAGAAAAUGGACUAUAUAGUUGUCGCAUGAACGAUACCGCAAAAAGUGAAAUACGGCGUCUUUACAAGGAAAUGCUAGAAACUAAAGUUUAAGAAGAUUCAAACGUUUCUGUAACAAUACAUUAUUCUUAAAUACAUAUGUAAAAAUAUUGAUAUAUAACUGAUUUAUUAUCUACUGUGUUACAAUUCAAAUCAUGUGUUUACGAACGCAGAGCGACUUUAUACAAACACAGCGUUUUCUGUUUUCUAUAAACUUGUGAUGAGUUUGUAGAAAGUCGUUUUGUUAGUAUUUUUGUGGCAUGACUUGAUCUGUAUUUUCUUUCGUUUCCUUUGUUUGAUAUAUUAAUGAAGUAUUUAGAGCUCAUGUUUAUUCUUUCUAUAUCCGCAAAACUUCAGGCGUAUUAUUAACAAGUUUUCGCAAAAUAAAGUUUUCUCAAAAUCUGUUAAUUUUAUGUUUUGUAGUGAUCAAAAUGACAAAAAAUGAUAAGAACACAAAGUGUGUCGGUAGAAGUUUCGUUAUACAUAAGCCUUAUUUGGGAAAAAUAAUGAACAUUCCCUUUAUUUACAAUUUUGAUGUCCACUUUCAUUCUCGGUUACAAAACUUAUAUAUAAUCUGACAUUGUGAUGAGUCAGCAUAAUUUUAUCUACUGUUUUGCUUUCAUUUUCAUUAACAUUCGGUUCAUAAUAUAUCCACACUGUUUCCGUUUCAACAGUGAUGAAUAAAUAGAAACAUGUAUAUCAAGUAUGUUCACAUCACAAGUUUUAUCAAAUUGAAAUUUGUAUAAAAAAGCAUAAAAGUUUGAUUUUAGAUUUUGGUGAAAUACCAAAUUAAUACUUUUUUAAAUAGUAAUUUAGACAUAUUUUAUAUCGAAUUGUUAAAAGCCAUUAGCAUUUCAUUAUGUUUUGUACAUGAAAAUCAAACGAACACAAUGAAUUUUCCUUUUAUUUAUGACGGUUUAUCUAUCCCAAAAACGGAUAAUCUCAAAUAAAGAUUGGAUAUUAGAAAAUAUUGAUCUCUUAUGUGCUUGUUGUAUUGAAAAUUUAAAGUGCCUUUAUUUAAAAAAAAGCUCUUUUAGAACAGUUGAAAGAUACAUGAUGAAAGUAAGUUCAUCGCUUAGUUAUGAUAUACCACAUGAAAAUUCACUUGCGAUUAUACAUAGAAAAUGGCCCCGCUUCAGUUUUCUCAAAGUGCAUAAUUCGCCUUUUUACAUCCGUGGACAAUAAACAAAUCGCCUUAUCUGAUGGGACACCAACGAAUGGAAGAAGUUACAGACAAACAGACGAAUGUUAAUGUUAUUUGAAAUUUCGACUGUUAGUUUAAUCGCCUGUUAAAGUUUCAAACAACUGGACCCUGGGCUAAUUACAAACUAUUGUAUUCUAACUGUCUUUUGUAUAAU
Molecule: messenger RNA, 2126 nt
Organism: Mercenaria mercenaria
Lineage: Eukaryota; Metazoa; Mollusca; Bivalvia; Venerida; Veneridae
Exons: 6
Coding region: 103-822 (239 amino acids)
Source: RefSeq, a predicted model, not a curated record